Microcebus murinus (gray mouse lemur) is the source of this 1932-nucleotide messenger RNA. The record is from RefSeq and is a predicted model, not a curated record. Lineage: Eukaryota; Metazoa; Chordata; Mammalia; Primates; Cheirogaleidae.
GUGGCACCAAGGGCCUGCGCCUGCCCUCAAGUGAGCCUGCUGCCUCGGGCCCCGAGACACAGACACAGACGGGGAUGCUGGGCCUCAAGGUACAUGGCCAGCCCUCAGACACCCUGCUGGGCCGCCAUGGAGCCAGGCAGUGUGGAGAACCUGUCCAUCGUAUACCGGAGCGGCGACUUCCUGGUGGUGAACAAGCACUGGGACGUGCGAAUCGACAGCAAGACGUGGCAGGAGACCCUGACCCUCCAGAAGCAGCUGCGGCACCGCUUCCCCGAGCUGGCCGACCCGGACACCUGCUAUGGGUUCAGGUUCUGCCACCAGCUGGACUUCUCCACCAGCGGGGCUCUGUGUGUGGCCCUGAACAAGGCAGCUGCAGGCAGCGCAUACAGGUGCUUCAAGGAACGGCGAGUGACCAAGGCUUACCUGGCCCUAGUGCGGGGGCACGUCCAGGACAGCCAGGUGACCAUCAGCUAUGCCAUUGGCAGGAACAGCACGGAGGGCCGGGCUCACACCAUGUGCAUCGAGGGCACGCAGGGUUGUGAGAACCCGAAGCCGAGCCUCACGGAGCUGGUGGUCCUGGAACAUGGGCUGUACGCAGGCGACCCUGUCUCCAAAGUGCUGCUGAAGCCUCUGACAGGCCGGACACACCAGCUGCGGGUUCACUGCAGUGCCCUCGGCCACCCCGUGGUGGGCGACCUGACCUACGGGCAGGCCGCGGGCCGGGAGGACCAGCCUUUCCGCAUGAUGCUGCACUCUUUCUACCUGCGCAUCCCCACGCGCGCCGAGUGUGUGGAGGCCUGCACGCCGGACCCCUUCCUGCCCUCCCUCGACGCCUCCUGGAGCCCCCACGUCCUGGUGCAGCCGCUGGACCAGCUUGUCCAGGCCUUGCGGGCUGCCCCUGACCCUGACCCCAUGGACGGGGGCCCCUCCACGAUCCUGCCUGGGCCGGGCCGGCCCCCACCGCCCUGCACCAAGUCCCCCGAGACCGAGGCACAGCGAGCCUCUUGCCUGCAGUGGCUGUCAGAGUGGAGGCUGGAACCGGACAACUGAGCCCUGCUGGGCUGCAGGAGGGGGUGACGGGCUGGGACCCCUACGGGUGGGGGCUGUGCGGCAGAGCCCUGGGCCCAUCCCCAGCAGGUGGCGUCUUCUGGCCAAGGUACAGAAAACUGGGGCCGCCUGCAGGGAAGGGCCGGCAGGGGGCGUCAGGCAGCCACGAUCUCCAGCGAGGUUGGAGCCCUCGGGCUGUGAGACUGACACCCUGUCGUGGGGCCUCCUCCCAGCAUCCCCAGGGGGAAACCAAGGCCCUUCCUCCUUCCUGGAGCAGCUUCCAGCUCUGAAGCUUCACCCAAGGGAUUACGUUUUACACACCUGCCUAGAGUCACCUACCGGAAGAGCAGAACUAGCGUCUGGGCUGGCCUUUGCCCCCAGGUGUGCUCCUCCCCAAGAGGGGCUGGCAAAGGCCUCAGCCCCAGACAGCCCCAGCCCCCCUGUUCCGAAGGCUCUGCUCCCACCCUCCCGCCCUGCCUCUCCUGCAGACCCCGCCCCGCCCCUGCCGGGCUGGGGUCUGCAUGCCGCGCCCAGGUCUGCCUCGUGCCUUUGCUUUUGCUGGACUCACCCUCAGCCUUGCCCACCUGCACCCGGAUCCUGAGCUUGGGGCCGGCGCACAGCGUCCGUCGCAAGCAGCUGAGGCCCCACCGUGCACGCCGCCCCUCCAGACCCGCUGCGGGUGCCGCUUCUGCUUCGGGGUCUCGCAGGCUCCCCCACCGCAGCACCUGCCAUGUCACCGCCUGCCCGGCUCCCACAGCCACCAGUCGCUGGCGUCUGCCUUCAGGGACCCAGCCUGGGAGCUGUGGGCUGGCCGGGCCCCACUUCCUCCACCCAACUGCACUGGGCUCCGGGGACUGGCAAUAAACACUCAGUGACUGACCAUGA